Molecule: messenger RNA, 1563 nt
Organism: Dreissena polymorpha
Lineage: Eukaryota; Metazoa; Mollusca; Bivalvia; Myida; Dreissenidae
Exons: 3
Coding region: 322-1296 (324 amino acids)
Biological process (GO): DNA damage checkpoint signaling; cellular response to ionizing radiation; recombinational repair
Cellular component (GO): chromosome; nucleus
Source: RefSeq, a predicted model, not a curated record
ACAAAAAAUAUUGUGUUUACAAAUGGCAGCCUCCAUUGAAAUAAAAAAAUAUGUCUGAACAUGAAAGUUCGGCUGACAUGGCGCGAACUUUAUUUAAAUAACUAUUAUUUAGUGCCUUCAUGUCAUUAAUUAUAAUGAUGAACAAUCUUUGCUACAGUGGAUAUGCGUAAAUUAUAUGUUAUGUCCGUCUUAAGAGACAUCAACCGUUGUUGCCUAGAUUGAAAAAGAAUUCCAGAGAAAAUUUAACUUUUGGCACUACCACUUACCAUGUUUACAUGUAACUCCAUAUUAAGCGAAACGUGAAUUACAUAAGUCACAAGCAUGCCCAGAAAGAAGAAAAAGUCCAUACUGGAGAAGAAACCCUCGCUAUUGUUCCUUGAAUCUCCACUGCAUAUCCAGCAUAAUGUGCCAACGCCUGUGUUGUGUGCCAGGCACCCUCCUACUGCUGACACUGUGCCAGUCGAGAACUUACAACAUCUUACCUGGGUCUCCCCUCAGUUUCGAUACUCUGCUGCUAGUACAAGUGAUUGUGGGAAACGUCAUACAAGACGCCGCCGUCACAGCAUAGCUUCCCAUAAAGUUCCACUGGUAUCAGACCUUCAACCAUGUAACAAGGAAAACAGAUUACAUAAUCAGACGGUGAAUAGACUAAGGAAGUACCGGUCACUGAAAUUUCUCGGAGACAGGACAGCUGUGCAGAGUGUGAUAGAAGAUGUUGAAGUGACAAUAAAUGAUCAUUAUAGCACUGCUUCAGAAAGUGAAGCUCCACAAUCAGGUGCAGAUGACAUAACAAACGACAGCCCAGAAAUAAACUGGGAUGCUUUUAAGAGGAGAAUAACUAGAUGUAGGACCAGAAGUGCCGAAUAUAACAAGCACUCAACAGCAUCUCUUGAACCCAAAUUAAAAAGGAAGAAGAAUGGAAUGGCUGUAAGUGAUCAGGAGCAAUUACAGUCUGGCGCUCCAGUAAAAAGAUUAUUCAGUGAUAACAUUCCGUUUUCCUCUUCUAUUUGCAUACCAAAAAUUGUGGCAAAAGCAAAUAUCAUGGAAACAGAACACACUGGACGUACUGAUGAUGCAAGACACCCUGUUUUGGACUCAGAUACCCAUGUAUCGGAAACCAGUGAAGAAGAGACAAAAUCUCCACACAUUCGUAGAUCUGACAGGUUACUGUUUUUGCAAUCUCAAAAAUUGCCAACUAAAGUACAAACAAUACUGGCACCUGAUACCCCUGAGUCUGAGUAUGGCUGGUCCAUACGGCAAAGACAGCUUAUUAAGUAUGUGAAAAAUAAAUCUUGAACUGAAUAUUAUUAUUUCAAGAAAUCUGUUCAACUAUGAAUCAAAAUGUUGUUUGUAGCUUAUGUACUAUAUGUACAUAUUAUGACAACCUCAGGGAUUUUAAUAAUUUGCUUGGAAUGAAAUAAGUCAUGAAUAGUGUAAUAGAAUUUUCAAAGUGAAUCACAGGUUUUAUAGCUGUACCUUUUUAAUUCAUCUUCUCGAUGUUAUAUACUGUAACAGUUUUGUAUACAUUAAUGGUGCUUUCUAACAUUAAAUUAUUGUUCUAUU